GCGGGAAGGCAGAGGUGUCUCCUCCACCCGAGCGGCGGGAGACCCGAGCAAGCUCCGUCUGACAGCUCGUCGGCCGCCAUGUCAGCGAGUGGGGCUGGAAACAGCCCCAGAGCUCAGCGGUAGCCCUCCUUUCGCCUCCAGUUCCCAGACAUGGAAGGACUUUAAUGAAACUUAAAUGAUUCAACAAAAGAUGCUCUAAUGGAUGACAGUGAAACACCUACAUAUAAUCUUCAGAUAGAACCACAAGAUGGGUGUCUUCCUGCUGACAGUGUGGAAAGUAUAGUAUCAUGCUUGCCUUCUGCAUCCGACGAAAAUGAAAAUCGACUUGACGGGGGUGGGCGUGAUCAUCUGAGCAGCAGUGACCGUGCAAUGGGCAAACCUGAAGUGUCCGAGCAGGACAGUCUCAACAAUAAUGAAAGCUGCACACCGAGCUGUGAGGCGGCUGCAAGUGAGAACUCAGAAAACACUCCUUGUGAAGGCCCCAGUGAUGGACAGGACUUCUUGGAAAAGGACGAAAAAACACCUGCAAAAAGAAGUUCAAGAAGCAAAAGUGGCACUGCUAAGAAGAUACCACCAGGACUUUCUUCAGGAGAUUCCACACCUUUAAUGCAAGAAAAUGUACUAAGUGCAGCCACAUGUGCUGUUGGUGAUGAAGACUCUACUGAAGUGAAUGCUAACGAUCGGCCAGAAGCCCCGAAGCUGGCUUUGCAGUCUCUGUUCUCACUUAUACGGGGUGAAGUUGAGCAGUUGGACUCAAGAGCACUUCCCCUUUGCCUUCAUCAGAUAGCAGAAUCCUAUUUCCAGGAAGAGGAUUAUGAGAAAGCAAUGAAAUUCAUUCAGCUUGAACGACUGUAUCAUGAGCAGCUGCUCGCAAAUCUUUCUGCCAUCCAAGAACAAUGGGAAACAAAAUGGAAAACUGUACAACCACAUACAGUUACGUCUCUAAGGAAUUCAGAAAAGGGCUUUGAUGGUGAAGAUUUUGAACGGCUUACUAAAUUUUGCACAACACAUCAAGACCCUCUUUUAUCCAAACAUAAGACAGCAGCUGUAGAAAAGUCCCUGGGAAGGAAGGUAACAGCGUCUGAAGAUCCAAAGGAAAGUGGAGCCACAGCCAAAGAGCCGGAGAGUGAAACUUGCCCUGGCAUGGAACCAGGUAGAGAGAAAGAAGAGACCCAGGAGAGCAGUCCCUGCGGUCGUCAGAUGGCCAGGCAGGCCGAUCCCCCGAGCCUUCCUGUCACUGCAGGCAAGGACCACACAGAGGAGCCACUCCGCAGGGCUGAGGCCACACGGGAGCUGCAGGCCCAGCCCUCCGACACAGCGGGGGGCAGGUCUGGGCCACACUCUUCCGAGAAGGCUUGUGAGGAUGGCAGCCGCUUGCAACAAGCUCCAACAGAGUCCUGCCACGCGGUGGCCGAAAUAGAGGGCACUGGGGAAGACCCCGAGGGGCUGCUUUCCAGCGCGUCGGUGACAGAGCCAUUGGUUGCUCCGGGCUCUGACCAUACGCCUCCUGCCUUGUGUUCUGAGGAUGAAUGUACACAGACUCAAAGAAAGGAACUCCAGUUGCCUCUUCGAGAUGCUUCUGAGGCGUUGCCCACAGACCGACUUGAGCACAGUGAAUUAAACGAGCUGCAGCAACCAGCUAUCACAGGCAGUGAUGGAAAAUCACCACAGGGCCAGGCUGCCUCCGAGGAUGCACUUUGUGAGAACUCUAAUGUGUCUGACUUAAGUACGGGGCGUUCAGAGGUGUGUAUGGCCCCAGAGGAAAAGGGAGGACCGGACGACCAAAUCAGUAAGGAAGCAGAAGACUAUUUGAACAGCCUUUUAGAAGGAUGCUUAAGAGAUACUGAAGAUUCCCCUUCAUAUGACGAGGAAGAUUCUGAUCUCCUUCAAGAUCUCUCCCCGGACGAAGCAUCUUACAGUCUACAGGAGAACCUGUCUUCCGAUGACAGCUGUGUUUCUCUGGAUGAUCUUGCAAAAAGGAUAGAGAUUGCAGAGGUUGUGCCUGCUGAAGGGUUGGUCUCUAUAUUGAAGAAGAGGAAUGAUGCUGUAGGAGACCACCCUGCCCAGAUGCAACAGAAACCAUCUAAGCGAAGAGUGAGAUUCCAAGAAAUAGACGAUAAUUUAGAUCAAGAUGAAGUUGGAAGUGGUUCCUGUAUUUUACUGAUCUUGCUGUGCAUAGCAACGGUUUUCCUUAGUGUUGGAGGAACUGCAUUAUACUGCACUUUUGGUGACAUGGAGUCACCUGUCUGCACGGACUUCGCAGACAACGUGGACUUCUAUUACACUAAGCUACUGCAGGGAAUGGCAGAACUGAAACACUGGAUCUACCUCUCCUAGCGGCAUUCAAGAGGGACAGGCAUGCUGGCAAUGAGAAUCAAGAGUGAAGCUUUCUAAACAGCUUUUAUUUUAGGAGUUGUGUGACGUCCCCUUCCCCCAGUGAGGUACCAUGGACAUCAGAAACAGCAGCUUUAAAUGGUGGUCCAGAGAGACUCAGAAUCAUCCACAUGCUGAAGCAAAGGUAGACCUGAGCGCUGUGGAUGGAAGGAGUGAUCUUUGGAGAGCAUGUCCAUCUCCUCCUCACUGCCUCCUAGUGUAAUGAGCUGCACUGAGCGGAAUUAAACAGGGAAGUGUUGGAGCCACACCAUUUUUAGCUUUCUUGUCAAGCUAACCCUUAAAGGACGCUUUUGGUUUCUAUUUGUUGGUCCAAAGACAUUGCUUCCAGCCAUCACGCAAUAAGUUUGUGUAUGAUCAAAAGGAGUUACCUAUGGUUUCGAUGUCUUUUUUUAGUUACUUUGAGAGCUAUGUAGAUUAGGCAUUGUGAAUUACUUCCAGAUUUUGUUCUCCACUUGUGAAACAAGUGGUGUGUGCGUGCAUGCGUGUGCACACGUGUGCGUACAUGUGUAUUUCAGACCAUUCAUCAUAAGCAAAUACCCAACACAGAAUAACAGAAAUUAUCUUUAUUCUUUUAACUUGACCAUAGAUGUGCAGGCACAAGUCUUUAAAGAAGGUUGAACUGUGGGACGGAGGAGCUGUAGAAAUCUCACCCUGAAAUGAGAAACUGUUAACUUGAUUAUCUAGCCAGAAAUUAAUUACAGACCGAGGGGUAGAAUUAAAGAGCUCCCUCCGAGUCUCCGGCAACCGUCUCAUCAUGGGUUUCGUGCUUCCUGAAGGAUGAUGAGUGCUGGACUCGGUUCAGCAAACCCUUGCUGAGCACCUAUUAUGUUCUGAGACUCUAAGAACCAAAAUAGAAAGGUAAAUAAGGUAGCAGCUCCUGCUCUAGGUGUUUUAAUUCUGGCCUUAGGUUAAAAAAAAAAACUUUGGGAAAUGAAAUGAAAUCACCAUAUAAAAUUCAGUGUUAACAGAUCAUGCAUUCAGAUGUUUGAGAGUGCAUUUAUAUCAUGGGCUUGAUUUAGACCUUUUAUGGGGUCAUUAAGCGAAAAUUCAAUCAUGUCUUAAAUAAGCAAAUGUCUGGUUUUUGUUUAAAUCUGUCAGGUGGCAUUUUCUUUUCUAAGGUCUAACAUUUAGGAAGCCUUGCUUUGGCUUUUUAUAUCAUGGGCAGCAUUUUAAAAGAACACAUGAAUUAUAGUUUUUUAGCAAGUGAUCAUUAUUUCAUGUUUUUUUCUGUCAGAGUCAUUUGAAAGAAAAAGGGAAAAAUUACUUUCUAGUUAUUACUGGCUGGUACAGUACCUCCCUUUGUGUUUUUGCUUAUUUAUUUAGAUUAUGUGAAUUUUAAAGGGCUUUUUAUAUAUGUUGAAAGUGUGUUUUUGAGCAUGCAUUCGGUUUUCCCAAUGUAGAUAACUACUAUGUGCUUAGUAUUUUGAUUUUCUAUAAAUUCAGUUCCUCGUGUUUUUAGGCUUGUUUAUUUUUAAAUUGAUGCUUUAUUUUCACUUAUAAUACUGUUUGACUUGUCUCAUGUCACCAUAAACUAUAAUAUUUUCAAGAAUUAUAGAUCAAAGAUAUUUAUUUAGAAGUACACAAGAUACUGAAAUUUAGAUUCCUUAUACUUAAGGCUGAUUUUAUUAGAAGGUUAUUUUAAUGUUCUAUUAUAAAUUUUAAGAAUUUGUAUUCAAAUUAUAUGUAAAAUAUGUAAAUGUCAACGGUACUAUCUUAUGUGGUUCUAUAAAAGACAUUCACCAAAUCUGCUGUGAGGGGCACCCCCAUCAUAGACACACCUCUUCUGUUUUACUGUCUUGAUUUCUAGUUAUGGGAAUUUGGUGAGUCUGAUUUCUGCUGGCUUGAUGUCAAGAGAAAUCAGAACUUCCUCCUGUUCUUCCCUUUAGAUCACUGGCAAAGUCCUAAGUAAACCACAGAGUCGUAUUUGCCUAGGGCCACUAUUUCUGAAACCCAAGGUUUCCUGGAACCAUGGACCCUGAGCUGAGAGGGUCGAGAUGAUUCCUUGGUCCUCAGGGCCCAGCUGAGCCUCAGAAGAACAUGUGUGUCCUCACCGCCCCAGGGAGGGCGAGGUGAGCUCGGGAGCAUAUUGAUGUCAACUUAAAAUACACAUGAAAAUCUCAACUGGGAGUAUUGGGGCAACAUUUUUAAAUGUAAUAGUCAUUUAUUGCAUGAAUUGGAGUAAUUCCAUCUGAUGAUGAAAGAAUUGUUAUCUCAUACGUAAAAAGUUCACCCAGCUUUACAAUAAUGUAAUUUUUUCUGCCAUGUGAAAGUUCUGACAACUGUUUGUAACAAAUCUUCCUUAAGAACUGUAUUUGAGGGUAAUAGGUCAAGCUUGUAAUUUAAAAUCUAUACCAACAAAGUGUCUCAGAGAGUUUAUUUGAAUCCUGAAGUGCUGAGAAAAAUUGCUUUAAAGUAAUACUUUCAGAGGCUGGUCUGCCCCACAAGUAGAUAGCCAUCUAUUUUGGGAAGUAAAAUAGGUCCCGAGAUAAGGCUCCUCUGCUUCUAAAACAGCCCCCACCCCCCCAAUCUGCCUGACAUGGUAACUGGAAUUUGCUCUAAAAAAAUAAUUUCUUUAGAUUUAAAACUCAGAAUCCUCGGGAAGGUUUGUUUUAUUGAGCUGUGGAUUUGUGUAUUAAGCUGAGAGGACUUGAAAUUUGAAGGUAACCCUUAUUUUGAAAGGAUGGAUGUGAAUUGGGUCCUGCUGGAGUGGUAGAAGGAUAUGGGGUGGGCAUAGUGGGGUGGCAAAGGGUAGGAACUGAGAAGUGAAGAGAGUUGGUGGGACAGAACAAUCCCUUUACCUGUUAACCUGUUUUGCUAAAGCUGACUUUGUGGCAUUUACUCCCAAUCCAGAGAGAGACGUAAGUUUUUGUCUUCCUACUCACAUGACUUGUAUAAUUUGGUUCAUUUCUGUGGCUCAUUUACUAUCAACCCACCUUUGUAUACUUCUUUCUGCAGUGUAAUAAGUGUUUCUACAUUUAUUCAUUUGAGCUUAAGACCAACACACAUUCCCUUGAAGUCCAGGUCUUACAACUCCCAAAUCCAGUGUAUUUUCCAUUCUGUUAUGUUGCCUCUGUCCUCAAAGGAAUGAGUGACCUAGGGCUGGUGGCCAAAUUCUGGUGCUGUCUGCUGUUUUAACAACUUCAAAGAUAAUUAUUAUUGAGCCUCAUGUAUUAACCGUGUAAAAGCUACAGUGAGUUGAAAAUUUUCCUAAGGAAUUCUAAUUUCAUUUAAAUAUUCCUCAGUUUACACUACCGAGAAGAAAGUUAUAGUAUCCUUUGGGCAUCUUUUCUCCCUGGUUCCAAGAAGAGUUACUCCUGAAUUCAACUUUUUGUCUGUUGCCCUAACAGUGUGGAACCAUUAUCUGGGUUUGUUGCUGUCCGUGCCUUGACAAAUAUUUAAAUGCCUGCCAUGUGCCUAGCACUGAGCUGGGUUCUGGGGCUCUAGCAACAAGAAAUGGUACCAGCUUGAUCUUAGCAUCUGGCAAGGUAAAUGAAUUUGUGAAGGGGGAAUAAAAAUGAAGGAUCAUGAUAGCCAUGGGGGUAGAUGCUUGAGCUCAUUCUUUCUUGCCAGGUGUUAUGCACUAUUACAAAUAAAAGUAAAAUUCUAUCCACCUGCAUAACAACUUGAUGGACAGAGAUCUCUCCUCACAGUCAACGUUCUAGUAAGUAUUGCUUUUCACUUCCAGUUAGUAUUUGUGGUAUUAACAGUGGUGGGCUUUCCAGCAAUGGAAAGCUUCUUGGCAGGAUCUGUCUUCAGAAUUGAAAGUCUGACUAGCACAACCUUUUCACAAAACUCCGGGUUCUGGUGCUUCCCCUAUAAAUUCUAUCAUUUUAAGUAAGAAAUAAUACGCAUCCUACGAAACACUCAGAAAGGAGAGUAUACCUGCCAAUUUAUGUCAUGAGACCAAUAUCACUCGCAUACCAAAACCAAAGACAGUAAAAAAAGAUAAUAAAAGACCAAUAUCAUUCAUAAACUUAAACACAAAAAUCUUUAACAAUAUUAGU
Molecule: messenger RNA, 6398 nt
Organism: Molossus molossus (Pallas's mastiff bat)
Lineage: Eukaryota; Metazoa; Chordata; Mammalia; Chiroptera; Molossidae
Gene: CNST
Product: consortin, connexin sorting protein
Exons: 11
Coding region: 199-2337 (712 amino acids)
Biological process (GO): positive regulation of Golgi to plasma membrane protein transport
Cellular component (GO): transport vesicle; trans-Golgi network; plasma membrane
Molecular function (GO): connexin binding
Source: RefSeq, a predicted model, not a curated record